AUGUUCUCUAUGGACGAAACAGUCAACCGACAAGUUUUCUCGAAUAAUCCCGCGGCCGCGAAAAAAGCAAUGAUAUUCAGGCAGUCUGCUUUGUCGACUGCUGUGGAAUGCUUAAAAUCGAAAGCGAAAUCUCCGACUACACUAGAACAAGAUAAUAUUAGUCAAAAAGAUUCAAAUCUUCCGAUUGCUAUUACCUCUAUCAUGCCAAGCCAGCCACCCCUGAAUGAUGCCCCAAGUGUCGCACCUUCGGGCUUCGUUUUUGGUGAAGGAAUGUCGUCCCGUGUCACGAAUGCAAAUUCGCUUCAAAGUGCCACUCUUAAUCUCUGGGAGGCAGCCUCUAAGGAAGACGAUUCCCUGCAGGAUUCUGCUACGGAGUCUGAGCCAGUUAACUCGAACUGUCUAUUUACCAAACUUGCUCAAAUCGUUACGUCACGUGGCGAAUCACGCCCUAAGUGUUUAGAAGAUUCUGCAGCAAAAGUUGAGGAGGAACAGCGACGACUUAAGGCGGAACUUGCUAAAGUUGACAAGGUAACAGGAGAGGAAAAUGAAGAAUCUAUCCUAAAAACCUCUUGCAAAGCCUACGUAUUCGAUAAAUAUAAACAGACCUGGAGCGGGCUCGGAGCCUCCUACCUCCAUCUCAACGAUUCAUCAGAGAUUGGC
Messenger RNA from Protopolystoma xenopodis, 660 nucleotides. Lineage: Eukaryota; Metazoa; Platyhelminthes; Monogenea; Polystomatidea; Polystomatidae. The record is from the annotation of a GenBank genome assembly.